Phyllostomus discolor (pale spear-nosed bat) is the source of this 2178-nucleotide messenger RNA. It is a transcript of the gene P2RY6, whose product is annotated as pyrimidinergic receptor P2Y6. Bases 873 to 1859 code for a protein of 328 amino acids. NCBI's taxonomy places the organism in Eukaryota, Metazoa, Chordata, Mammalia, Chiroptera, Phyllostomidae. Gene Ontology annotation, biological process: cellular response to pyrimidine ribonucleotide; G protein-coupled receptor signaling pathway. Gene Ontology annotation, cellular component: plasma membrane. The transcript is spliced from 4 exons. Gene Ontology annotation, molecular function: G protein-coupled ADP receptor activity; G protein-coupled UTP receptor activity; G protein-coupled UDP receptor activity. The record is from RefSeq and is a predicted model, not a curated record.
CCACAGCCCUUGGGCCUGAGUUAAUGAGCACAUUCAGGGUAAAGUGACAGCUCCCAGCUGGCUAGCGGCUGAGUCAGCCUUGGUAUUAGGGACUUGAGUUUGUUUGUAUGGUCCUGAGAUCUGGGUCCAAGCUCUGCAACCUGCCAGCCACGCACGUACUGUGGCAAGUUACUUCCCCUCCUCAGAUGUCUCGGUUUCCUCAUCUGCUGCCUUCUGAGACUUCUGUGGGAUAUGCACGUGACAGUGUGUGACACAGGAACUGGCUAGCAGUAGGGGCUGCUCCGGGAGUCAGAAUCUGCUCUGACACUCCUCAGACCAACGGGGAAAUCACUGACUCCUGGGUGAGAAGACUGAGAAGAGGCUGCGGAGAAAGGGAGCUGCUGGGUCUGUGCGGCUGCCCUUCGACCAGCAGCCGCCGGUGCCCCCUCGCCCCUCUCCCUCCACCCCCCACCCCCCUCUUUCCUCCGCUGGGGGUGGGGGAGGGUUCCGGGAAGGGACCUUUUCUCCACCUCCUGUUCUUCAAGUCCCAGUUUCCGCCAGGCCUUGGUGCUAGGGGUGUUCGGGCGGGGCGGCCCCCACAGGGGCUAUUUCAGUCAGAGACGGCCCUGACAGGAAACAGAGGAAGCUGCUGGCCUGGUCAGAGGUGUCGCAGCCCGGGCUGAGGGCAGGCGCGGGGAGCCUCACGUCUGGCUUCCCCUUGGCCGACACACGUGAGACCAACCAAGGCGCUUUGGGGACAGAAGGCGGCAGGUAAGAAAAGUGCAACCAAAAGAAAGACCGUGGCUUUGGAAGGUGGAGUCCUGGCCGAGGAGGUAGACUCUGUCCUUGGUCAGCUCACGCCUCUCCAGAUGUAGGAAGCCGGUCGGGCAGCCAUGGAGUGGCACAACGGCACCAGCCAGGCUCUGGGCUCGCCGCCGACCACCUGUGUCUACCGCGAGAACUUUAAGCGACUGCUGCUGCCGCCCGUGUACUCGGUGGUGCUGGCGGCCGGCCUGCCGCUGAACAUCUGCGUCAUCGCCCAGAUCUGCACGUCCCGCCGGGCCCUGACCCGCACGGCUGUGUACACCCUGAACCUGGCCCUGGCCGACCUGCUGUAUGCCUGCUCCCUGCCCCUGCUCAUCUACAACUACGCCCAAGGGGACCACUGGCCUUUCGGCGACCUCACCUGCCGCCUAGUGCGCUUCCUCUUCUACGCCAACCUACACGGCAGCAUCCUCUUCCUCACCUGCAUCAGCUUCCAGAGGUACCUGGGCAUCUGCCAUCCUCUGGCCCCCUGGCACAAGCGUGGGGGCCGCCGGGUCGCCUGGCUCGUGUGUGGCAUCGUGUGGCUGGCCGUGGUGACCCAGUGCCUGCCCACAGCCUUCUUCGCCGCCACAGGCAUCCAGCGCAACCGCACAGUCUGUUACGACCUGAGCCCGCCCUCCCUGGCCACCCGAUACUUGCCCUACGGCAUGGCCCUCACGGUCAUUGGCUUCCUGCUGCCCUUUGCCGCCCUGCUGGUCUGCUACUUCUGUCUGGCCCGCCGUCUGUGCCGCCAGGACUGCCUCACAGGGCCUGUGGCCCAGGAGCGGCGUGGCAAGGCAGCCCGCAUGGCUGUGGUGGUGGCAGCCGCCUUUGCCAUCAGUUUCCUGCCUUUCCACGUCACCAAGACAGCCUACCUGGCGGUGCGCUCCACGCCCGGGGUCUCCUGCCCCAUUCUGGAGGCCUUUGCAGCCGCCUACAAAGGCACCCGGCCCUUCGCCAGUGCCAACAGCGUGCUGGACCCCAUCCUCUUCUACUUCACCCAGAAGAAGUUCCGCCGGCAGUCCCAUGAGCUGCUACAGAAACUCACGGCCAAGUGGCAGCGGCAGGGCCGCUGAAUCCACUGGGGCAGGACCCGUGGGGCCGGGACAGCCGUAAUCUUUACCAUUGUGGCUGGGACACCAGGAGUCUGACCAAGCCUAAAGCAUGCAGAGAAUUAGAACUUAGCUCAGCUGGACAUGGGGUGAGGUCCCCCACAGACCCCCAAAUCUCCCCAGCUACUUACGGAGCCCUUUCUCUGGACCAGGCCCUGUGGCCACAGAGACACACAAGCCCGAGCCUGGCUCUCCAGAAGGUCUCAGUCAGCCACGGAGAGUUGGGCAAGCCAUGUUAAGCUGCUCACAAAAAUAUAGCAUGACGUGUUCUAUACCCGAGGAA